Seminavis robusta is the source of this 759-nucleotide messenger RNA. The record is from the annotation of a GenBank genome assembly. NCBI's taxonomy places the organism in Eukaryota, Bacillariophyta, Bacillariophyceae, Naviculales, Naviculaceae.
AUGACCUCUGCACCGCCGCUCCUCUUUCUGUUGUCUCUGCUGCUGGCCUUGUCGGCCACCCAAGCGCAGAAGAAGAAGGCUGACAAUCCUCUCUUGCGUGGAAUUCAAGGCAAACUUGGGAGUAUCAGUACCAGUAUUAAUAGCAGCAAGAACCACACCAAGUCGUUUUGUGAUCGAGUCAACACUACGGGAAUUUCCAAGGACUGCUCUUGCCGCAAUGGAAACGAAACUGCCAGCGAUGAAGGACCGCUCAGUUUUGUAGUAGAAUGCGAACGUGCCUUUGAAUCCAUGGUGUUCAACGACACGAUCGGGUUGAAGCUGGUAGUGGCUCCCUGUGAUCAAGCGGGCAGUUCAGUUUCUUUCAAUGUCGUGGAAAAGAAUCACAACUUGGAUUACGAAAUUUCCGGAAUUCACGCCGGUGACGAAGUCAAUUAUCCCAUUCCUGGCGUCAGCGCCAUUGUACCUGGAAUUGGACAUAUUGGGAUUGAUGUGGCUGUUUUGAUUUUUGGAAAUCCCGAUGAAUUGUCCAUGAAAGUCGGCGUCAAUGCGUGUGCUGCGGUGCGGGACAAGCAAGUGUGUGCUUCGGCCAUUCCGGGAUUGUCGCGAAUAUUGCCCUGGUGGAUUUUAUGGGGAACCUAUUCCUUUGGAGAUAUUUGCACGGCCAAUAGUACUAGCACAGCAGCAGCAGCGGUCCGCAUGGGCUCGACGCCAAUGGAACGAUUGGCCAAGCAGCAACAAGGAGUGAUCAGCGAGGCUUAG